UUCAUCCAUCCACACCCAUAUAUACCUACUUCCUCAUCUUCCUCUCACCCAAAUCAAACCCAAAAACUAGAAACCGUUUCUCUACCUAUAUACCACUCAAUGAUCAGAUGGAAAUCUCCAUAUCCCAAUCCAUCUAUGAUCCCGAUCAUCAUAAUCAUCUUCUUCUUCUCCAUACUCUCACUCAAUCACUCCCAACCCAUACAAAACCCUAAUCUCCAACAAGCCUACGUAGCUCUCCUUGCAUGGAAAUCUCUCAUCUUCUCAGAUCCCAAAAACCUAACUUCCAACUGGAAUGGCCCCAACGUCUGCUCCUACACCGGCGUCUUCUGUGCACCGUCCAUUCACAACCCUUUCAUCACUGUCGUCGCCGGCAUCGACCUCAACCAUGCCGACAUCGCCGGCUCCCUCCCAGAAGAACUCGGCCUCCUCACCGAUCUUGCACUCCUCCACCUCAACUCCAAUCGCUUCUGUGGGACAAUCCCAGAAAGCUUUUCCCACCUUCUCCUCCUCUUCGAAAUCGACCUCAGCAACAACCACUUCGCAGGCCCAUUUCCGCACGUGCUCCUCUCUCUCCCUUCAUUGAAAUAUCUAGAUAUCCGUUACAACGAGUUCGGAGGUGAAAUCCCAUCCCAGCUCUUCGAUCUCGAUCUCGAUGCUAUCUUCAUCAACAACAACAAGUUCCAGUCCGCCUUACCAGCGAAUAUCGGUAACUCGCCGGUUUCAGUUCUUGUUGCAGCUAAUAACUACCUUAACGGUUGCUUGCCGUCGAGUUUGGGAAAAAUGGCGGGAACUUUGAAUGAGAUUAUUCUCUUGAAUGACGGGCUUACGUCGUGCUUGCCGCCGGAGAUUGGAGCAUUGGGAGGAGUUACUGUCUUCGAUGUCGGGUUUAAUAAGCUGGUGGGUCCGUUGCCGGAGACGGUGGGUAAUAUGAUCAGCUUAGAGCAGCUGAAUGUCGCGCAUAACCAGCUCUCCGGCAGUAUUCCAGCGAGUGUUUGUUCAUUGCCGAGAUUGGAGAAUUUCACAUUCUCUUAUAACUAUUUCAACGUGGAGCCAUCUGUUUGUUUUGGAAUCCCUAAUAAGGAUGAUCGGAAGAAUUGUAUCGCUGGCCGGCCUAUGCAGAGGGCGAAAGCUGAAUGUGAUUCUUUUCUGUCGAUUCCAAUUAGCUGCACCGCAUUUGGUUGUGCGACGCCACAGUCUCCGACACCGACAGGCUGUGGUGAUGUGUUUGGAUGUUUGGGGCAACCACCUCCGCCACCAUCGCCAGUAUAUUGUAUUGGUUUGGAGUGUUUGGAGAUGCCGCCGCAUCCGUUCCCACCAUUUCUGAUGCCGCCGCAUCCAUUUCCACCAUUGCCAAUGCCGCCACCGCCGUCGAUAGACUGUGAUGAUCCCUAUGGGUGCUGGCCAACAUCGCCACCGCCACCGAUAGACUGUGAUGAUGCUUAUGGUUGCUGGCCAACAUCGCCACCAUCACCACCAUUGCCAGAAAUGCUGCUACCGCCAAUAUUUCCAGAUCAUCCUUAGUGCUCAUCCCGCGUUUGGGACCAUUUAGGAUCACCAUUUUUUAGAGGCAAUGAACAUUUUUGGUAUUUUAAUCGACAAAAAUACUUUCAGUUUCAGCUGGUACACAAGCCGAGACAUUAGAAGAAUAUAUAUAUAU
Messenger RNA from Magnolia sinica, 1657 nucleotides. RefSeq names its product leucine-rich repeat extensin-like protein 3. Gene Ontology annotation, molecular function: protein binding. The record is from RefSeq and is a predicted model, not a curated record. Bases 100 to 1521 code for a protein of 473 amino acids. Lineage: Eukaryota; Viridiplantae; Streptophyta; Magnoliopsida; Magnoliales; Magnoliaceae. The transcript has a single exon.